Molecule: messenger RNA, 627 nt
Organism: Cannabis sativa
Lineage: Eukaryota; Viridiplantae; Streptophyta; Magnoliopsida; Rosales; Cannabaceae
Exons: 3
Coding region: 1-573 (190 amino acids)
Source: RefSeq, a predicted model, not a curated record
AUGGGAAUUGAUCGUAACAUUGAGGAAGACGACGCUGAAUACAUUAGAAACGAUAUCAAUGAGGGAAUAUGGGUCAAUUGUGAUUCAGUACACUGCAAGGAUUACGAUGAUUCACAUGCUCGGAUCUUGGUUUCGGAAAUCCUGCAAGAGGACGCUGAAAUCCCAGUCCCACUUGAAGAGUUCAGAUAUGUUAGGGACGUGUACCAGAUGUUCCUUCCUUGGCCUAAACACUUAAUUUUAACAACCGAGGGUCCACUCGCUCAACCGCCCUCAAGACGUGAUGCGUCAAAGGGGAAAGCUCUGAUGCUUUCUCCACAAAGCCGUGGUGCACAGGAAGAUGAGUUGUUCACGGAAGAGAAGAUGGCGUUGAUCCCUAAUUCGCUGAAAUGGAUGAUUCAUGAAUUCCUAAGGCUCAAAGAUAAACGUGAUAUAAUCACAAUUUCUGUCCCCCGAGGAUUCAUUGCACCGCGUACCCAGAUCAUUUUAUCUGGAGAGGAUUUGCAGCAGGUUGCUACGUGUAACUACAUCGGCAACCAGGGAAUGCUGUUUGGAAUGAUGUAUACUCUUCUUUAAUCUAAUUAACCUUAUAUCAAAUUAUAGUUAAAUUAUUAUAAGGCACUAACACUU